AUGCGUACUAUCAGCCUCCUCGGCCCUUUCCGUGGUCGCAAGAUUACAGACGAGCAAGACGCUUUCAAUGGAGGAAUAAGAAAUGGACGACUUCGUGUGGAGUGGGCAUUUGCCUAUCUUACCAACAACUGGUCCCAUGUCCGCAUCCCCCACAAUAUGCGAGCAGGACUGUCUAUUGUGGGAGUGUAUUAUCCUCUGUGCGUCUUGUUUUCCAACAUACAGAUCUGUGUUGGCCGUGGCUCCUCUAUCUAG
Gamsiella multidivaricata is the source of this 252-nucleotide messenger RNA. RefSeq lists its product as uncharacterized. NCBI's taxonomy places the organism in Eukaryota, Fungi, Mortierellomycota, Mortierellomycetes, Mortierellales, Mortierellaceae. The transcript has a single exon. The record is from RefSeq and is a predicted model, not a curated record. The coding region runs from base 1 to 252 and encodes 83 amino acids.